CCGCACUGCGGCACCCAGUCGGCUCUCAGUGCUUAGGACGUUGGCGGCCGGUCUGGCUGUGCUGCUGCCGCCCUCCGGCCCGCCCAGCUUGACACUGGGUCUGCUUCUCACCGCUCCAGCUGUCGGUUCGUUGGGAACCGAUCGCUGAGCGCUCUCCUCUCCGUCUUCUAGUCUGUGGAGCGGGGGAUUGCAGUCAUUGUCUUCCAUACUCCCGGUCCUGGCUUGAACGCUUUGGAGCAGAUACGUUCUAAGAUCCUGAUUGAGUCAGUGCGUUACAUUAUUUCUCAAUGCUUGCCAUAAAGCUGAGCUAUGCCCACUGUUGAGAGUGAAGCCAAAGCAAAAACCAAAAUUCGCUUUGAAGAAUUACUUAAGACCCACAAUGAUCUAAUUCGUGAAAGAAAAAAACUGAAGAAAAAACUUGCCAAAUCUAGAGAAAACAUCCCACUUGGCACUGUUAAAAGCGGUCUUCAGAAUAUUAAAGAAACCAAAAGUGAUAAUGUAAAUUGUAUUAACACUAAUAACCCAGACAAGAGCAUGCGAGUCACUAAAAACAAACUAAAGAAUACACAUUCAGCAGCUGAAGAUUCAAAUGAUGAUGUCAGUGUAGAGGAAGACAAGCAAGGAAAGCCAAGUAAAAAGAUUACAAAGACCACACAAGAAAUGGAACCAGAAACUUCUGAGAAGGUAGAUUUUGCACAUCAGAAAAUGAGAACAAAGUCAUUGUCCAGUGUUGAUCAUCAAAAAAGUGAUAAGACAAAGGAAGGAAAAGAAAAUAAUAAUUUAGAAGGAGAAGAACUUAUGCAAGCAUACCAGCUCCAGGUAGCUGAAGAAAUGGCAAAGGAAAUUAAGAAGAAAAUAAGGAAGAAACUGAAAGAACAGUUAACUUACUUUCCCUCAGAUACCUUAUUGCAUGAUGACAAAUUGAGCAGUGAAAAAAAGAAAAAGAAGAAAAAGAGAGUUCCAGCCAUGUCUAAAGCUGAAACAAGCACAUUGAACAUCUCUGAUGACACAGUUGAAGAUGAACAAAAGAAGUACUCGCCAGUUGGAAACAUUACUUCAGAUUCUCAUCAAGAUGAUGAAAUAAGCUCAGUGGAACAAAAUGCAGAUGAUAAUAUGCCAGAUAACACAAAAUCCAAACCAAAAAAGACAAAAAAGAAGACUAAAGCAGUUUCAGAUGAUAAUGAAGACAUUGAUGGUGAUGGUGUUCAUGAAAUAACAAGCCGUGAUAGUCCAGUUUAUCCCAAAUGCUUGCUUGAUGAUGACCUUGUCUUGGGAGUUUACAUUCACCGAACUGAUCGACUUAAAUCAGAUUUUAUGAUUUCUCACCCAAUGGUAAAAAUUCAUGUGGUUGACGAGAACACUGGUCAAUAUGUCAAGAAAGACGAUAGUGAACGACCCGUGUCAUCUUACUAUGAAAAAGAGAAUGUGGAUUAUAUUCUUCCUAUUAUGACUCAGCCUUAUGAUUUUAAACAGUUAAAAUCAAGACUUCCAGAAUGGGAAGAACAAAUUAUAUUUAAUGAAAAUUUUCCCUCUUUGCUUCGAGAGUUUGAUGAGAGUCCUAAAGUCAUCUUGUUCUUUGAGAUUGUUGAUUUUUUAAGCAUGGAUGAAAUUAAGAAUAACUCUGAGGUUCAAAACCAAGAAUGUGGCUUUCGGAAAAUUGCCUGGGCAUUUCUUAAGCUACUGGGAGCCAAUGGAAAUGCAAAUAUCAAUUCAAAACUUCGCUUGCAACUGUACUACCCACCUACUAAACCUCGAUCCCAAUUAAAUGUUGUUGAGGUUUUUGAAUGGUGGUCCAAAUGUCCAAGAAAUCGUUAUCCUUCAACAUUAUAUGUAACUGUUCGAGGAUUGAAAGUUCCAGACUGUAUAAAACCAUCUUACCGCUCUAUGAUGGCACUUCAGGAGGAAAAAGGUAAACCAGUGUAUUGUGAACGCCACCGUGAAUCAAGUUCAGUCGACACAGAACCUGGAUUAGAAGAUUCAAAGGAAGUAGUAAAAUGGAAACGACUUCCUGGGCAGGCUUGCCGUAUCCCAAACAAGCACCUCUUCUCACUGAAUGCAGGAGAGCGAGGAUGUUUUUGUCUUGAUUUCUCCCACAAUGGAAGAAUAUUAGCAGCAGCCUGUGCCAGCCGGGAUGGAUAUCCAAUUAUAUUAUAUGAAAUUCCUUCUGGACGUUUCAUGAGAGAAUUGUGUGGCCACCUCAAUAUCAUUUAUGACCUUUGCUGGUCAACAGAUGAUCGAUAUAUUCUUACUUCAUCAUCUGAUGGCACUGCCAGGAUAUGGAAAAAUGAAAUAAACAAUACAAAUACUUUCAGAGUUUUACCUCAUCCUUCUUUUGUGUACACGGCUAAAUUUCAUCCAGCUGUAAGAGAGCUGGUGGUGACAGGUUGCUAUGAUUCUAUGAUACGGAUAUGGAAAGUUGAUAUGAGAGAAGAUUCUGCCAUAUUGGUUAGACAAUUUGAUGCUCACAAGAGUUUUAUCAACUCUCUCUGUUUUGAUGCUGAAGGCCAUCACAUGUAUUCAGGAGACUGCACAGGGGUGAUUGUUGUUUGGAAUACUUACGUCAAAGUUAAUGAUUUGCAACAUUCAGUGCGCCACUGGACUAUAGAUAAGGAAAUUAAGGAAACUGAAUUUAAGGGGAUUCCAAUAAGUUAUUUGGAGGUUCAUCCCAAUGGAAAACGUUUAUUGAUUCAUACCAAAGACAGCACUUUGAGAAUUAUGGAUCUCCGAAUAUUAGCAGCAAGGAAAUUUGUCGGUGCAGCAAAUUACCGGGAAAAGCUUCACAGUACUUUAACACCAUGUGGGACUUUUCUCUUUGCUGGAAGUGAAGAUGGCAUAGUAUAUGUUUGGAACCCUGAAACAGGAGAACAAGUAGCAAUGUAUUCUGAUCUGCCAUUCAAGUCACCUAUUCGAGACAUUUCUUACCAUCCAUUUGAAAAUAUGGUUGCAUUUUGUGCAUUUGGGCAGAAUGAGCCCCUUCUUCUUUACAUUUACGAUUUCCAUGUAGCGCAGCAGGAGGCUGAAAUGUUCAAACGCUACAAUGGAACAUUUCCAUUACCUGGAAUACACCAAAGCCAAGAUGCUUUAUGUACCUGUCCUAAACUGCCUCAUCAAGGCUCUUUUCAAAUUGAUGAAUUUGUCCACACUGAAAAUUCUUCAACAAAGAUGCAGAUAGUGAAGCAGAGACUUGAAACUGUCACAGAGGUGAUACGAUCCUGUGCUGCAAAAGUCAACAAAAAUCUCUCAUUUACUUCACCACCACCAGCCUCCUCACAACAGUCUAAGUUAAAACAGUCAAACAUGCUGUCCGCUCAUGAGAUUCUACAUCAGUUUGGUUUCACUCAAACCGGGAUUAUCAGCAUAGAAAGAAGGCCUUGUAACCAUCAAGUAGAUUCACCUCCAACGGUAGUGGCUCUUUAUGACUAUACAGCGAGCCGAUCAGAUGAACUAACCAUCCAUCGCGGAGACAUUAUCCGAGUGUUUUUCAAAGAUAAUGAAGACUGGUGGUAUGGCAGCGUAGGAAAGGGACAGGAAGGUUAUUUUCCAGCUAAUCAUGUGGCUAGUGAAACACUAUAUCAAGAACUGCCUCCAGAGAUAAAGGAGCGCUCCCCUCCUUUAACCCCCAAGGAAAAAACCAAAACAGAAAAGCUUUCAGCUCCUCAAAAGCAGUCAGUCAGUAAGGACAAGUCCCAGGAUUUCAGACUUGGCUCACAAUCAGUGACACAUUCUGAAAUGGGCAAAGAACAAAGCCGUGAGGACCGAGGACACAAAACAGACUUGCAGGUGAAGAAGAAUGAGCAAACAAGCCGAAAAGUCACCCUAAUAGAGUAAAGAGAUGAAGAAGAAUGAAGACACAACUAAAUACACAGAAAUGAAAUGACAAAUUAAAUCAAGUGGAAUUCUUCUUUAGAGAUCAGAUUUUCAGAUAAAAGGGAAGAAAGGAAGAAUACACUACUUCUUAUCCUUAUGAAAAAUCAGAAGAGAGGUGGGUGGAGAAAUCAAUGUGGUCUUUGAGCUUAAUUGUUACAAACUAUUGUUGUAAUCGUUGUUGGUCAAAGUAUUAGUACUUGUAUUAUCAGUAACUACAUCAAAAUUGCAUUACCACUGUUGGAAAACCAAUAAAGAAAAAAAUGUAAUUGCUACGCAGCAAACGUGAAUAAAAAGUGUUUGCAUUGUUAGAAUAUCCAUUAAGUAAUCAUUCAAUAUUAUUGUAUCUGUAUUGUGGUUAUAUGUGUGAUGUUAUGCUCAAAAUAUGAAGUAUCUGCUUUUAAAACUAACUUUAUUUAAAAGAUAAGCAGCUUCAGAAUAUUGUGUGUUCAAAAUGGUCCUAGUAACAAAGGCAUUAAAAGGAAGUCUGCUUUUUAGAAUUAAACAUUUGUGUUUCUUUUCAGUGAAUCGUAUAUGUAACUUGAUACACCUAAUCUAAAAGUGAUUUUGGGCUGGACUGACAACAGUGUUCUAAAUGUUUUUAUUUUUUAAAAAAGGCAGUUCAUAUUUAAGAAUAUAAGUAAUUUAUAUAUUUAUAUUAUUUGUUAUUUAUUUUUAAUAUUUGUUUUUUAAUUAUUAUAUUGCAUUAUUUAUUUUUUAGUUCCACAAUAACAAUGUCAUUACUAUAUGACUAUAUUUUUUGAAGUUUGGUAUAAUAGGAAAAUUCAAUUUUUUGUUCUUGACUACUCUUUCUCAAUUAUAUGCUGUCUAUUAAUAAAAUAUUUAGCCCCAAUAAGAUCAAAACUAAUAUAACAUUAGAAAACUUAUUUACCAAAUUAGACAAUUGAUUCCAUUAAAAUAAGAAGUGAGAAAAAGUUCUGGGCAUUGAGGUAUAAAUUUUGCCCAGAUGUAUACCCAGUGUGAAAUUUCUAGUAAAAAUAUAUUUGGCUCUAUCCCUGCACAUGUUGUAGAAGCAUAAAAAUUGGUAAACAUGACCCUGCUGUGAGACUUCUUUUUUUUUUUUUUUUUUUUUUGAGAAAAAAUUAAAAGAUGUGUUUUAAAAGAGCAGCACUGAUGCCAGCUGAAGCCCUCAGCCAUCAACACAGAGUUCUGUUCUGAUCGUGCCAAACUUUCGUUGUUCUGGACGCAUACAGCUGGGCCUGGGCAACUUGAGUCACCCUUGUACAAGCUUGUUUUUUUCUGUCUUAUGAAUGCACUUGAUAAUUUAAAAAUAAAGAUGUUUGUCUCUCUGCA
Molecule: messenger RNA, 5178 nt
Organism: Marmota monax (woodchuck)
Lineage: Eukaryota; Metazoa; Chordata; Mammalia; Rodentia; Sciuridae
Gene: Ahi1
Product: Abelson helper integration site 1
Exons: 27
Coding region: 310-3828 (1172 amino acids)
Biological process (GO): motile cilium assembly
Cellular component (GO): ciliary basal body
Molecular function (GO): protein binding
Source: RefSeq, a predicted model, not a curated record